CGCGUCGCGCCACGCACGGUGCAGUGAAUAUUCCAACCAAGCACGAUGCCAGCCCGCACAAAUCCACCAGCGGAGGCGCUGUCUGUGUCCAUUCCAAAGAUAUUCGAUCAGGCGCAGAAUACGACAGCAAAUCACCAAAAAAACAUCGUCGCCCUGCACAAGAUCCACCUCGAUGCAGCUGCCUUCACUGAAUCAGUCCACAAUGGGAAAGCAAUUAAGCUAACAGGGGAGCGGAACUUCGAGGAUGCCUUCAUCGAUAUGGUGUGCCGGGUAUUGGUGAUCAAGAAAGGCGUCUCUCAGGCAGAAAGGAUUGUCAAGUUCAUAGGAACGUACACAAAGUACUUGAAUGAAAAAGGCUGGUCACCACAACCUCCAGCUGCCGAGACCAAGAAAGAGGACGAAGCUGAUGAUGAUGACGACGACGACACCACUGCUUCACGCUUUGUAGCACGGCUCCUUAAGUUCCUGGUGAACGGCUUCGUUGCGAAAGAUAAGGUCGUCCGUUAUCGCUCCGUACGCAUUCUUGCCGAGAUGGUUGCACAUUUAGGCGAAAUCGACGAGGACGUGUACAUGAUGCUUCGUGCAGCCCUUAUUGAGCGUGUGCACGAUAAAGAAACCAACGUGCGCGUUCAAGCGGUUGUCGCACUUUCAAAGCUCUGUGGCUCUGAGGAUACUUCUGACGUCAACGACGACGAGCCCACCGCCAUCGAUGUACUUCUCGACACGCUGGCUUGCGAUCCUGCCGCGGAAGUACGAAGGGCGGCACUCCUCAAUAUACCGCUUGCCCCUCACACUCUUCCUGCUAUGCUAGCCCGAACUCGGGACACUGAUACCGUGAUGCGUAAAUUGACUUUUUCCCAAGUACUCGAAAAGAAUUGCUUGUCCGCAGACCACGCGAGUAUCGGUGCUGCCCAUCCUCGUGUUCUCCCUGCAGUAAGAGCUGCUGCUGGGUCUCUUCUGGGUACUUGGGUUGACGUUGCACGGGGUCCCACGAAAGCCGAAGACGACGAUCACGCAAUACGGAAAGAUGUCAUCGCCUUACUUAAGUUACUUGAUCUUCAUGAAAGCACGAUCGCGGAAGACGCGUUAUUGAGUAUCUUUGCCACUCGAGUCGACAUUUUUGAGCACCUCGAGUUCAAGGAGGACUAUUGGAGAGAACUUACUCCGGAACGUACUUUCCUUGCACGCAUCUUUGUGGAGCAUUGCAUUGCCACCAAGGAUGAUGCCAAACUAGAUGCUUCUCUUCCAGUCGUGACCCACCUCGCCUUCCAAAUCCAGAACGCUUACAAUGCAUACCUCGAUGACACCGACACAGCAGCGGCGCGGGAGCAUGAGGUCUCAGAAGAACAGCUUGCGCAAGAAGAAGACGCGCGGCUGGAUCAAGAGUUCAUCAUCGGUGAACUGCUCCGACUUGCUGUCAGCCUCGACUACGCAGAUGAGAUGGGAAGGAGAAAGAUGUUCAAACUCGUCCGUGAUAUGAUUUCCCAGGAUGUUCUACCGGAGUCACUUGUUUCACGCUGUCUAGACAUCCUACGCACACUCUCACCUAAUGAGCGUGACCUUAUUCGAGUCGUUGUCGAGGUUGUCCACGAACUCCGAGAUCGAGAUACUACAGAUGAAGAAGCAGAAGUAGAAAAGGAAGCUACAGAAACGGCCACUGCGUUUGGAGAAAUCCCUUCCGCGGGACCUUCUAGCACACAGGAGGGACUGCGAAAACUCCCCAAGGAAGCAAAGCCGCUGAGCCCAGAAGAACAAGUGCGAGCUGAUGCCCUCGACCUGCGGUGUUUGUCACUGUGCAUUGGGAUGCUGGAACGUGUCAAUGGCACUUUUGAAGAAAACUCUACGCUGGAAGGUAUCCUGGGUGAACUGAUCAUACCGUCGGUGAAACGCAAGGAGCUUGCAUUGCGGGAAAAGGGUCUCGUCUGUCUUGGUUUGUGCUGCCUCAUUGCACGACGUAUGGCUUUGAACUCGUUUCAGCUGUUCCUUAGCCAGAUCCAAGCAGCACCCGAAGUGCUCAAAAUUAGGGUGCUGCAGAUAGUGUUUGACAUUUUAAUGGUGCACGACGGCGAUUUUUUGGGCCGGGGCAACGCGGGGGGCGAACGCAUUGUUGAAUUUUUAUUGCACAUACUGAGUGUGGAGGACGCUGACAAGGUCCAAGCACUGAUGUGCGUUGGCCUCGCGAAGCUUGUUCUCUCCGGAAUAGUCUCAGAUGAUCGGGUUCUCAAGAGUCUCGUGGUCGCAUACCUCUCACCAGACACAGUUGACAACCAGGAACUAAGACAGUGCUUGUCCUAUUUCUUCCCCGUGUUUUGCUGCUCGUCAUCUGUGAAUCAGCGUCAAAUGAUGCAGGUGCGCAGUGACUCCUUUGCUCACGGCUUUAGCGCUAACCGCAUGACUGAGUGCAGAUCACCAUGCCCUUGUUCGAACAACUCGCUGGUGCAACACGCGAGUUGGAAGAUGACCAAGAGAUGCGAUGUACAAGGUCAAAAGAUUGACAAUAGUGUACACGUCGACUUGGCUGCCGACAUCAUGAAGGCAUUAUUUAAAGAUGGCAUGGAGAAGGAAGAUAAGAAAGUUCUCUGUCAGGUGCUGGGACGGCUCCAUCUUCCGGACACCGCGGACGACGACAAGAUCCGUACAAUAAAGCUACUAAUUCAUAACCUUGGCACGCGCCGCCCACUCAGGGACACCGCUGCCAAGAACGCACUAGCUAAGUUCGAUGCAUCCCUGUCGAAGAAGUAUGCAGACAAGCUCGCUGAUUUUAGCGAGGAAGAAUAUCGCCAGCUAGCUGCGCUCAAGGACUUGUUUGAGUUCCUGGACGAUAUCAUUCCUAUUGAUGAGGACGAGGAGAUAGAAUUCCCAAAAACAAGAGCCAGGAAGCGACGCUCUCGAAGUAUGACGACUGACACCGUAACAAGUGGUGCCGAGGAAGGCAGUCCAGCGACAUCUGCAGCGUCAUCAUCGAAGCCAAGAAGCAAGGGGAAAGGGAAACAACCGAAGAGAAGACGAGUCUCUGGAUCGGAUGAUGAUUGUGACGACCAUGCUCCCGAUAACCACGCUACGUCAGCUCCCACCCGGAUAUUGCCUAAACGCGCCGCUUCUGUCAAGAAGCCGGCAGCUCAGCCGAUCAUUAUCAGCGAUGACGAUGACGAUGAUGAAGAUGAAGAACACGAAGACAACCCCACGGAAACAACACCAGUUCCCUCAUCUCGGAAGAGAGAUCCGAACCAACGACAGACAGGGGGCAAGACUACAGAGGACCAUUCGGCUGGUAAUACCACAUUUGAUUCGAUUAUGGACAGUGGAGAUGAAGAUGAAGAGGGCGAAGUGGACGAUAUACUAGCUGAAGACUAAUUUCGAUAUCGCCUAUGUCAUUUAGACGAACUAAUGUCUCCGAGGUGUACUUAUGUAUAUCAUAUGGCGUCGUAUACAAGGCAGAGGGUCAUGACGGAUACAGAGUAUAGUGAUGGUAUUAUGAAGGCAAUAAUAGCACCG
Pisolithus orientalis is the source of this 3495-nucleotide messenger RNA. Its product is annotated as nuclear condensing complex subunit. The record is from RefSeq and is a predicted model, not a curated record. Lineage: Eukaryota; Fungi; Basidiomycota; Agaricomycetes; Boletales; Pisolithaceae. The coding region runs from base 46 to 3354 and encodes 1102 amino acids. The transcript has 19 exons. Gene Ontology annotation, cellular component: condensed chromosome; condensin complex. Gene Ontology annotation, biological process: mitotic chromosome condensation.